Rangifer tarandus platyrhynchus (Svalbard reindeer) is the source of this 1761-nucleotide messenger RNA. The record is from the annotation of a GenBank genome assembly. NCBI's taxonomy places the organism in Eukaryota, Metazoa, Chordata, Mammalia, Artiodactyla, Cervidae.
AUGGAGGUCUCCGUGCUGAGCCCCACGUCCUGGGAGAGACGCAGGGCCUGGCUCCGUCAGAGCCGGCACUGGCAGACCCAGGUCCUGGAGGAAGAGGCUGCAGCGGCCCUGCAGAAUGUCCCAGAUGCCGAACCCUCUGGCCUGGAUGACGUUUUCCAGGAAGGAAAUCCAAUCAACAAGAUUGAAGACUGGCUGCAAGAUUGCGGAUACUCUGAAGAAGGGUUUUUUGAGGAAACAGGACAGUCGAACUACAAUGGGUGCCCCAGCCAUGGAACCAGCUUUGAAGAUGACUUGAGCCUUGGAGCAGAGGCCACACUUUUGGCCGCCAGCAGCAAACUCUACUCCAGGAGCUUCCUGGAGACAUCCCGGCCCGGACAGCUACUAGAUCUUGGCUGCAGUUUGGCUUCCAGCAGCAUGACUGGUGGGACCAACAAGACUAGUUCAAGCAUCUCAGAGAUUCUGGACAAGGUGCAAGAAGAUGCAGAAGAUGUCCUUUUCAGCCUGGGCUUUGGUCAGGAGGACCACAAAGACACUUCUCGAAUCCCUGCUCGAUUUUUCACCACCCCCUCUCAAGCCAAAGGCAUUGAUUUCCAGCUCUUCCUGAAGUCCCAAGUGCGGAGGAUUGAGAUGGAGGACCCUUGCCUCAUGCUGGCCAGCAGGUUUAAGCAAGUGCAAACACUGGCCGUCACCGCAGAUGCCUUCUUCUGUCUCUACUCCUACGUAUCUAAGACACCUGUCCAAAAGUUCACACCAUCCCACAUGUUCUGGAAUUGCAACCCAGCUGACAUGCCAUCCAUCAAGAUUCUGUCCCCAGAGCCUGAACCUCACUCACCCAGAGAGCGCCUCCGGAAAGCCAUCUCCAAAAUGUGCCUGUACACGUGCCCACGAGAUAGACUAUCCCCACCCGACCACACUCCCAAAAGGAACAGUUUGGACCAGGUGGUGUGGGAGGUGAUGGACAGAGUGAGAGGAGAGAAGCUGGUCCUCCAGCAAGACUCUGGGUUUGGACCAGGCCCACGGGGUGAUCCCUUGCCCCCUACCAAGGGCACAAAACUGCCUACUUCUUACUGCCCAUGUGUCCUCUGCCUUAAAGAAGAAACACAGCAGGGGAUGUCCACAUGGCAAGAACCUUCAGAAACUCUGGGUUCUGACCUCAGGAUACCAUGUUGCUCACAUCCUCUGCCCAGAGCAGAUCUGCAGUGCAGCACAGACCCUGUGCAGGAACAGAGAGAGCUGUGGGGGCUGCAGGCCAGCAGUAAGGAGGCCCCCUCGGUCCAGGAAGGUGCCUUCUGGACAAGAAAGAGCAGAGCACGAAAGAGUCUGUUUCAGAAGAAUCCCACGGGCAAGAAGGUUAACUCACUGGAUCUGUCCCUCAUCCAGCAGAAAUGGAAACAGAGUCAAGAGGGAACAGAAAUGCACCGAUCCCUAACUGAGCAGUGGCAGGACACUUGGGACUUGGAGGUGCAAAGCAACAGUGAGGAGGAGGACAGCCACUGGCCCAGCAGACCUGGACAUCACCACCUCUACCAGACUUUUGCUGGCGAAGACUCCAGAAGCUUUCACCACCACCACAACCACAGCACAUGCUCUGACAGCAGCGACUUCACACAAGAGCCUAAUUCCCACCUCGUCUCACAGGAGGGUCUACAGCCUCCAACAUCCUGCUCCCUGGCCCUGCAAACUGCUGACCUCAAUAAGAGAAAAGCAAGAUGGUACACCAGACAGAAGACCAGAGUGAGAGACUUGGAAUCUGCAUCCUGA